This is a messenger RNA of Microbotryum saponariae, 2075 nucleotides long. The record is from the annotation of a GenBank genome assembly. NCBI's taxonomy places the organism in Eukaryota, Fungi, Basidiomycota, Microbotryomycetes, Microbotryales, Microbotryaceae.
AUGUCCGCCGCAAGAGGAGUCGAUUACACGCGUGUGCCGAACCAGGAAGAGGUGAUCGAGAUGAAGCCCGGCCACCAACGCCUGCCGAGCGACGCCGCGGUGCCCCAGAAAGAGGAAGCGCCGCCAUCGCAGCUCAAGGUGAUGGGCGUGGUCGUGUUUUACCUCGUCGCUGCCCUAGUUGUAAGUUGGAAGGAUCCUAGACGACAAAGAAUCCGGACUGCUGGAGCUGCCGCUGCUCUGAAGGCGAUCCUGAAACGCGCCCGAGCUGGGGCGUCCCCAUGGUUUCGGCCGUCGUCGGUCGCGUCUCGACCCGUUUCGUCGCCUGUCUCCGAGAGGCGCCUCGAGGCAGGCGCGUGGCACGUUACACGCCAGCUGGACGUGCCCCCGCCCGCUCAAAGAAUCGAUCCUUCAGUCGCAGCAGCAGCAGCAUCCCCUGCACACCUUGGCCAGAUUGAAGAAGAAUGAUACUGACAUCAACACUCUCUCACUCUCGCGCCACAGAUGAUCAUGGUCAACAAAGUACGUCCGCCCGACUCUCAAAGUAGGCGCCCACUGCCGAACGGGCCACCCGCCGAAACUGACCUCUGAUCGCGUUCGCUUGUCGUGUCGUAGUGGGUUCUCAACGCCGUCCAGGUAAGCUGCCUCAUGUCGACAAACGAUACUAGUAGUACGUGAGCAUACACAUGGUCUGACACGCAUCCAUCCAUCGGCACAGGUCCCCUUGUUCUUCCUCUUCUGCCAGCUCCUGAUCGCCGUGCUGCUCCUGCACCUGUGCGCACUCUUUGGUUCGUUGAUCGGCACGCAGGCGAUAUUCGAAUGCCCCUCGACGCGCCAUGUACUAAUCCUGCCUAGAGUUUUCAACGAGCAGGGGCUAUGAAGUUGCCGAGAAUGGAGUCGCACGUCUGCAAAGGGCUCAUCCCCCUCAUCGCCUGCAACGUGCUUGGCCUUGCCUUCAACACAUACUGCCUUCGUGAGCUCGGAUCUUCUCAAGCUCUCGAGUGGACCGAUUUCCUGAUCUUGAGAUAUCUGCCUUCAUACCACAGAAUUUGUGGAUGCUUCGUUCUACGUGAGUGAGAACGGCGGACUGGUUCUUGUACGUAAGCGCGAAGACUGAUCCAAUUUGCCCCUUCCCCAUCAGCAAAUCGCCCGAGGUCUCAUCCUGCCCUUCACCGUCUUCUUCUCGUGGUGGCUGCUCGGCACGAAAUCUUCGCUGCCGACCCUCGCCGCCGUCGCUCUCGUCUGCUUCGGCUUCAUGGCCGGUGUCUCGGCCGAGAACAUGCACACCUCCAUGAUCGGUAUUACUCUCGGUGUCCUCUCGUCCGUCACGACCUCGGUUCAUGCCAUCGUCGUCAAGCGAUCGCUCGCGAUCGUCUCCGACACGCUCGACCUCGCUUACUACUCGAACUUGCUCUCGGCGCUCGUCAUCCUCCCCUUCGUGCUCGUCUCCGGCGAGAUUUGGGUCGUGCUCGACAUGGCCACCGGACAGUCGAAGGGUCUCGGAACAUUCAUCACCGGAGCGGCCGUCACGGUCAGAUGCUGCCCAAGUCUAGAGGUACCCGGGGUGGAAGAUCACUGACGCAUCCACUACUCCUACGUGCAGGGCUUGUUCGGGUUUCUCAUCUGCAUCGCCGGCUUCCUCUCCAUCAAGGUCACCUCGCCCAUCUCCCACAUGGUCUCUGCUGGUGAGUUGCGUAUGCCCGAGCACAAGCCGAGACGAUCCCACACUGAAUCUCUUGUCCCGUGUCUGUCUUGUUAGCCGUGCGUGGUGUGUUACAAACCUUCCUCGGCAUUUGGCUCUUCAACGAUGUCGUCGGCACUGGUCGAGCCACCGGCAUCAUUUUCAUCCUUUCUGGGUCCACCUACUACGUUUGUGAGUGCUAAUCAGUCGCAGCGUUGAUCUGCCGUGCCGCCGUCCCUGAUGCCUUGUCCAUGUUGCGCCGGAUCCUGUAGAUACCAAGGCGCAAGAGAACAACGCGCCGCGAGCGCCGGCCGCCGAGAUGGCUCCUCGUGUCACGCCCCGAGCCGCCUCGAGCACGCCGUCGUUCGCCGCCAACGUCGAGGUCGAGAAGAGGUGA